Molecule: messenger RNA, 2006 nt
Organism: Pongo pygmaeus (Bornean orangutan)
Lineage: Eukaryota; Metazoa; Chordata; Mammalia; Primates; Hominidae
Gene: CCDC197
Product: coiled-coil domain containing 197
Exons: 7
Coding region: 405-1229 (274 amino acids)
Source: RefSeq, a predicted model, not a curated record
AGCUAGGCCCCUUCCUCCUCCAGUGCCUAUCUAACUGUGUUUGAUGCUUGGGGCUAGAAAGACUGACCUUGUAGCCCCUCACCUUCUCUCCCCAAUGCACUGGGCUGGUUCAGCAGUUGACCAAUGAGGGUCAUGCUUGCAUACCGGCCUUGGGCGAGUGGCCCAGGAACUGUUUGCAAGACUGUGUUGAAACUACUUGUAACUAGACCAUCUUCCCAGCUUGAUCAUGAGCUUGUUCAAAGCAUCUCUGCUCAGUCUCCACUGUAGCUCUGUGGGGAUGCUAACCCUGGCUUCCGAGGAUCUGAAGAGGAAGCUGCGGCUGUGACUGUCCCUUUUCGGUCUGUCUUCAUCCUGCCUGGCUCAGGGGGCUCCUGUCCUCCUGCAUAGCUUGCGGUGGUGAGGUGAUGGCAGCCAUGGACACAGGCCAGAGAGCUGACCCAAGCAAUCCUGGUGACAAGGAAGGGGACCUUCAAGGGCUGUGGCAGGAACUCUACCAGCUCCAGGCUAAGCAGAAGAAGCUCAAGAGAGAAGUCGAGAAGCACAAGCUUUUUGAAGACUAUCUGAUUAAGGUCCUUGAGAAAAUCCCCGAGGGCUGCACGGGCUGGGAGGAGCCGGAGGAGGUGCUGGUGGAGGCCAUGGUGAAGCACUACGGGAAGCUCUUCACAGCCAGCCAGGACACGCAGAAGCGCCUCGAGGCCUUCUCCCAGAUGAGCCAGGCCGUCCACCGGAGCCUGGAGUCUCUAGAGGAGGACCACAGGGCUCUCAUGUUGAGCCUCAAGAUCCGGCUGUGUCAGCUGCAGAAGAAGUGUUACCGCAAGCAGGAGCAGUGGUGGCAGCUGAAGCAUAGCAUCACUUACCAGAAGGACAUUGAUUUUAACACACACACACACACCAGCAGCAGCUAUAAUGAUCAGCUGCUCGGCUACAUGCAAAUGACCAUCACCAACAUGGCCCGGCAGUGCUGCCCCUCUGCCCACGGCGUGCCCAAGAGCAUGGAUCUCUUCUCCAAGCUCGAUCUGAUUAAGGAGUUCAUGUUGGACAAAAUGGAGACUGUAAGACUGAUCGCACUGCUCACGGAACCCAAAGUGUGCUGGUCGUGGGACAGCUUCAGGGACCAGUGGCUCAGAAGACACCCCAAACCCUUCAGGAAAUGUCCAAGGAGGCGGGUUUCCACCCCCAGGACCCCCUUUCCCAGCCCCCAUGCUUCAGAGUGCUCCAGCCUGUACUGACCAGCCUGCGCCUUGCGGGCCCCGCGGCAUCACGACCUCUCCUUACCUGCCUGCCUCCUUUUCUUGCCACCAACACCUCUAAGCCAGUGGGAGAGAGUCUGGGGGCAUUGAGGGGGUGGUCAGGGUCCUGGGCUCAGCUGGGGUUGGGAGUGCUGCUCCCCGUCCUGGGGGAUUGGCAGGGACCCAGGUAAGGCCUGCCUGGGAUCGGGGAGAGAGAGGCAGGUUCCCGAGUUGGGGGCAGCAGCCAGGCUGGAAGAUCCUGGGCUGAAGACUCCCCACCUGGGAGCCAGGGCUUUGUCUCUCACUUUCAUGGUGGGUUCCUGAGACUGAGGAGCUUUGGACGGAUGCUUGGCUGUUGGGAAUGUCCCAGUCACAGGACACUGUAAAGAGCCACCAGGGCCAUGGGAUCCAUGAGAUUUCACCUUGCCCACAGCAGUCUGCAGAGCUAAUGGGGGUGCUGAAUGUGUAGGGGGCAUCUCAUCACUGGCUUCCAGAAGUUGAGUAUCAGGUUGGUACCUUCUGCCCAUCCUGCAGGUGUCUGAGCUGCCUGGAAUGGUUGGUACUCUCAGGGAGACCUUGGCAAAACAAGGCCCCUCUCUGGGCUGGUUUUUCUACCUGUAAAAUUGGGAGAGAGUGCCGGACACGGUGGCUCACACCUAUAAUCCCAAGCACCUUGGGAGGCAGAGGCAGGAAGAUCACUUGAGCCCAGGAGUUCAAGACCAGCUUGGGCAACACAGGGAGAUCCUGUCUCUAUAAAAAAUAAAACAAUUAGCCAGG